Dothidotthia symphoricarpi CBS 119687 is the source of this 1137-nucleotide messenger RNA. RefSeq lists its product as uncharacterized. Lineage: Eukaryota; Fungi; Ascomycota; Dothideomycetes; Pleosporales; Dothidotthiaceae. The record is from RefSeq and is a predicted model, not a curated record. The transcript has 6 exons. Bases 1 to 1137 code for a protein of 378 amino acids.
AUGGCUCCUACGAUGGGACAAGCAGUCUUACGAGAUGAGGACCAGGGCCCAGUUAUCCUCGGAGCUACCUUGACCGUUACCAUCGCGGCCUUGAUGACAACAUUGACUAGAGUAUAUGUCAGGCUCAGAAUGAUCAGGAACGUUGGUUGGGAUUGCGUAGUUGGUCAGAUUGUCAUUAUACCAGAGGUCCACUUAGGCGCGGGCAGACAUAGGGUUCAUGUCGAUCCCGAAAGCUUCAAGGAGGGAUUCAGACUCAAUUUUGUUACACAACCCAUCUACCUCAUCGCCAUUUGCUUGGUCAAGAUCUCAGUUGGGUUCUUCUUGCUUCGCAUCGCUGUAGCGACUGUCUACAGGCGAAUAAUCAUCUCUACCAUGGUAUUCAUGGGCGUCUACACCGUCGGUUGUUUUCUCACCAUCAUGCUACAGUGCACCAACCUUGCGCUACUGUGGGACCCUUACGUGAAAGGGACGUGCUGGAGUGAUCAAACUAUAACAACCUUGAGCCUUCUCAACGUGUCGCUCAACAUUUUCACUGACGUUCUUUUCUCUGCUGCGAUUCCGAUCCCCCUGUUGUGGAGCCUCCAGAUGAAUACGCGUCAAAAGAUGUCUCUUAUAUGCAUUCUCGGACUCGGAAUGUUUGCCACAGCCGCGGCACUCGUCAAAACCAGUUAUCUACCCAGCUAUGGUGAAAAUGGCGACUGGCUCUGGGACUCGCGAAACCUUACGAUCUGGGUCGUCGUCGAGACCAACGUCGGUAUUAUCGCCGGAAAUCUGCCAUGUCUCAAGCCUAUCUUCCGUGUGAUUUUGACCAGUACAUAUGGUCGAGGUUCCUGCAAGACUGAAGCACCCCGAUACCUGACCGGUGCUGGCACCGACCACCACUCUGUCAACAACUACAACUGCUUAGCCUCCAAUCAGACACAUGAAGGCGGCUUCGGGCGAUCGGAUGGAGACAAAAAGUCGUAUAUGUUGACGACUAUCAAUGCGGAUAAACACGUGAAAAGUGACGCAGGCGAGGGCAGCUCAGAGGCAGAGAGUGUCUGGAGGGUCAGCGAAGACAGUGAAACUAGACCAAAAGGCCUAGGAGGGAUAAAGGCGAUUACUGAACAUCUAAAACGUAUAAUAAGAGCGACAUAG